Armigeres subalbatus is the source of this 1867-nucleotide messenger RNA. It is a transcript of the gene Droj2, whose product is annotated as dnaJ homolog subfamily A member 1. Gene Ontology annotation, biological process: response to heat; protein refolding. The record is from RefSeq and is a predicted model, not a curated record. NCBI's taxonomy places the organism in Eukaryota, Metazoa, Arthropoda, Insecta, Diptera, Culicidae. Gene Ontology annotation, cellular component: cytoplasm; cytosol. The transcript has 4 exons. The coding region runs from base 190 to 1398 and encodes 402 amino acids. Gene Ontology annotation, molecular function: Hsp70 protein binding; ATP binding.
UCCGAAAAGUAUGCGAUGGCAAUCCUGGCCGCGAGGCGAACUUUCUAGAAAUCAUCAGCUGAACCGAACGGCGUUGAACGGGCAGUCGGCAGUACAGUUCCAGAACGUUCUCAAGCUUGUUGUUGGUCUGCUGUGUUGCUGCUGCUGCGUGUGUUGAAAAUCAAGACCGAACAGGAUAAACGGCACAAAAUGGUGAAAGAAACAGGUUUCUACGAUAUAUUAGGCGUAAAGCCUGGAUGUUCCCAGGAUGAUCUGAAGAAGGCAUAUCGGAAACUGGCACUCAAGUACCACCCAGACAAGAACCCGAACGAGGGCGACAAGUUCAAGCAGAUCUCGAUGGCGUACGAGGUCCUUUCGGAUCCGGAAAAGAAGGCCAUCUACGACGAGGGUGGCGAACAGGCCAUCAAGAAGGGCGGCGGCGGAGGAGGUGGUGGUUUCCACAGCCCAAUGGACAUCUUCGAGAUGUUCUUCAACGGUGGCAUGAGCGGACGAAGCAAACGAGAACGUCGUGGCAAGGAUCUCGUUCAUCAGCUAUCGGUCACACUGGAGGAACUGUACUCGGGCACCACCAGGAAGUUAGCUUUACAAAAGAACAUUAUCUGUGAUCAGUGCGAGGGUCAUGGCGGUAAGAAGGGCGCCGUUCAGAAAUGCACCCCGUGUCGCGGUACCGGCGUGACGACCAAGCUGCAGCAAAUCGCCCCUGGUUUUGUCCAGCAGUUCGAGGAGGCGUGUCGCAACUGUCGAGGCAUGGGCGAAAUCAUUGACGAGAAGGACAAGUGCCGGAAGUGCAACGGCCGAAAAACAGUGCGGGAUCGUAAAAUUCUUGAGGUGAACGUAGAAAAGGGUAUGCGCGACGGCCAGAAGAUCGUAUUCACAGGCGAAGGUGACCAGGACCCGGAUUUGCAGCCCGGUGACAUUGUGAUAGUAUUGGACGAAAAGGAACACCCGAUCUUUAAGCGUUCCGGUCAGGAUUUGAUCAUGCACAUGCAGCUGCAGUUGGUAGAGUCGCUUUGUGGUUUCCAGAAGAUAAUCCGAACGCUGGACGAUCGGGAUUUGCUCAUCACCUCCUACCCGGGCGAAGUCAUGAAGCACGAAGCAGUCAAGUACGUCUCCGGCGAGGGAAUGCCUCAAUACAAAAAUCCAUUUGAGAAGGGACGUCUUAUCAUCCAGUUUUUCGUCGUGUUCCCGGAUUCCGUGCCGAUUGAUCUGGUCCCCUCACUGGAACAGUGUCUACCGGGACGGCCUGCCGUGAAGGUUCCUGAAGAAGCCGAAGAAUGCAACAUGUUGGAACUGGAUCCAGAGCAGGAUCGCCGAAGUGGUAUGUAUAAGAACGCCUACGACGAGGACGAGGACCACCACGGUCCGGGAGUGCGGGUGCAGCAGUGUGCCACCAGUUAAACGCAAAUUGCGAAGCAUUGUGUGGGAAUGGGACAAAAAAAUAACACGGAAAACCGAAGGAACGUGGACGUUAACUCUGUCAGUGUGGUGUCUGUCAGUGCAUUAGAUGCUAAAUUAGGAACUUAGUUUUUGUCUUCUUAACCAAAACCGCCGUUUUAAGCUAAAGAAAAACACAACAACUCACAAACAGAUAGCAACACAAGAAGCAGCAACUGUUAACAAGUUUGAGGAAAAAUAUUGGCAUACCGAACAGGACAGUGUCCACAUUUUUUUCAUUUAAUUGUUUUGGACGUAUGAAGGAAUCGUACUUCGAUAAAAGUAAUUAUACAAUCUUUGGCAAAUUUACUUCGCAAGCUGCUCUCCAUCAUUCAUUCCAAAAGAGAAAAAACUAGAAGCAGAUCAGCAACAUCCCAUCUAUUUUUGCUCUUAUCACCCAAUAAAGGAGGUAUUUUUUGUUCAGAACUAUUCA